Messenger RNA from Cuscuta europaea, 2766 nucleotides. The record is from the annotation of a GenBank genome assembly. Lineage: Eukaryota; Viridiplantae; Streptophyta; Magnoliopsida; Solanales; Convolvulaceae.
GUUUUUCUUUAACCCUUUCGUUGGUAACCGCCCUCAAACUAAACACAGGUUUUAUAGUCUCACAGACUCACGGUGCAUCCGCAUGAAGCAUGAUAGCGUCUGGCAUAGAUGAUAGAACUGCAGAAUUGAAACCAACCGUCGGUUUGUUUGCAUGGCAUUCAAAUAAUGAAUGGCUCAGAGCCCUAAAAGAUUAAUAAUGUUGUAAGGGAUACACGCACUCCAAACUCCAGAAGAAUCCAAUAUACCUGACGACGCUGUGUGUUGCUUUUUUAUAUUCAUGGACCCUGAAUUUCGUAGGAUCGUGUAUGGUUUCUAUGAUUUAUCUGUGUGGCUUAAGGUGUGAGUUUUGUAGCUUCCUGAGUUUGAAUUUUGGGUCGAAGGGCCGAUUCAUGAGAAUGUUGGCUUCUUCUUCUGCUGCUCCACAUUCACAGAAAGACCUCGAGGAGGAGCUCAUAGAUUACGGUGUUAGGCUUUUCCCACUCCCUUCUUCUAAUGAUGAGCUUCUCAGCAUCCUUGAUAAAGUGGAAACCUUGCUAGUCCGCGUAGCUCAAGCCCCUUCUGAGACCACGAAGAUGGCACUCCAUCCAAUAAUGAAAGCAUUGAUUGGUUCAGAGCUUUUGGCACAUUCUGUUGAAGACGUAAACGUUUCUAUUGUAUUGUGUCUCAGUGAAAUAAUGAGAAUAACUGCACCACAACAACCAUAUGAUGAUGAUGUAAUGAAGGAAAUUUUUAAGCACAUUGUAGAGUCAUUUCAAAAGCUAUCCCAUGUGAAGAGUCAGUGCUAUUCAAAGGCUGUGCAAAUUCUUAGCAAUGUUUCAAAGGUCAGGGCAUGUGUGAUGCUUUUGGACCUUGACUGCACCACCUUAGUUACUGACAUGUUCAAACUGUUUCUCAGAAUCGUCAGGUCCUACCACUCAAGCGAUGUAUUAAAAAACAUGGAGGACAUCAUGACUUGGAUAAUCAACGAAUGUGAUGAAGUCUCUGGAGAACUUUUAAUGCCCCUUCUUCAUAGCAUCAAGAAUGAAAAUCAGAAAGCUUCAACUUUUUCAUGGAAGUUGGGACAGAAUGUUUUGAAAAAAUGUUCUGCCAUAGUUAGACCUUAUGUAGUAGAAGCAGUAAAAUCAAUGAGCUUGGAUGUUGGUGAUUAUGCUGGUAUACUUGCCUCAAUAUGCCAUGAAGUGACUGAUGGGGAAAACCUGAUCGAAAAUGAAAACACACCUCUUGGUGCAUGCUCUGUAAGAGUAGUAUCCAAUGUUCUACCCCCUUUGGAAUUGCAACAGGAAGCCAGUCCAACAAUGAUAACUACAGGUAAGAGAAGCCAGGAAUCUGAAAACCGACCCAAGACAUUACCGAGUUGUGAUCAAACUGACCAUAAAAAAGAUAAUGAUAGCCCAAUAGAUCUCCAACAGCAUAAUUUAGAAGAAAUGCAACCAGAAACAAAGCUGAGUACACGUCCUAGGAGAAAGGGUGGGAAAUCCUUGAGACAACAUGGCAACAACAGUGAUCAUUGUAAAAUCAAUGUUUCAGAGGAGUCAAACUUGCUAUUAGAAGAAGACUGUAAGCAGACCACCCCUGUUAUGCUUUCACCUGAAAAUAAAGAUUCUUCUCUCCCGGUCUCAUCAACACAUAUUAGAAAUGGCGAUGUAACCUUACAGAAAAAGGAGCGACUAAAGAAAAACCAGGUGGGUCUUUCCUCAGAAAAAGGAUCUGAAGAAACUACUAUCAAGGCAGAACCCAAAAGGAGCUCAAGAAAGAAAGAGCCAACUGCCCGGUAUAAUGGUGAGAAGUCUCUUGGCACAAAAGUUGUUACUGAAAAAGGAGGAGAUACUAGUUCGGGUAUGUCAUUACUUCACAAAAAUGAUCACCUCUCAAAGAAGGCUGUCAAAACUAAUUCCUUGGGCAAGGAAACCUUGAGCAAUAAAGAGAAUAGUGCGAUGAUUGCUGUAACCAAGGUGGAACAUGGUGAAGCAUUGGUUGGUGUAAGGAUCAAAGUUUGGUGGCCACUAGACCGUCGGUUUUAUGAUGGAAAGAUAGCAUCUUUUGAUCAUGUGAAGAAAAAGCACAAGGUUUUGUAUGAUGAUGGUGAAGAAGAAAUCUUGAAUCUUGGUAGGCAACGCUGGGAAGUGAUUAAGGAGACCCCUCUUGAUAAAGACCGUGAUGCAGAUCCUCCCGUAACUCCUAUUGUAUCAGCCAUGGAAGAGAGCAAGAAAAUAAAAGGUAACUCUUCAAGAAAACAAAAAAGACUCACCAGCAUUUCAGAGACAAAAAGGUCUAGAUGCAAAGUACAGCCAUUCCUUGCAGAGAAUGCUGAACGGAGCAAUACAACAAUGCAAGAUGUGAAGCAGGGUGACAAGCAGAACAAUCCUCCAGUCGAGGAGUAGGGCGGAACCUCUAUGGAACUUUUGGUUUGAAGGCCAACUUUCUCAAAGCGAAGUAGGGGGGAAUAGGUGAAAAUAUGUACCUAAACUCGUUCCACAAUACAAGUAUGCAUGUAGUUGCUGGGAUUACGUGUAGCUUAAUUUGUUUGAUUGUAGCUUAAUAAACCUGGACUUUGGGGCACUUAAGUUUCAUGUUUCAAAUUAGGGGCAUACGCAGUCCGAUUCUUGAGGCUCAAAGGCAGACUGGAAUUGUCAUGGUGCUCAAGUUAUGAGUCGGGGUUUUGUAAAGGUUGGGCCAUGGACUUGAUCGUUUUUUGGAUCAAAUUUUAAUGUGGGGAAUCUAAUUUCCAUCACUUUUUGAAUGAAUCUACAGAAACAUAAAUGACCC